UUCAGAAACACAAAGAUGUCAGUUUCCUGCACAAAGAAUUUCUUCAGGAGGUUUUGUAUUGAUGAAUACCAAAUAGAUAGUGUUGCUCAGAGCAGCUUCUUCUCUAGUGAUCUAUUGCCAUCUCUUGGAGCCAGAAUCAACCAAUCAACCAAGCUCCGAAAAUACAUUAUAUCGCCUUACAAUCCUCGUUAUAGGGCUUGGGAGAUGUUACUCAUUGUUCUCGUCAUUUACUCCGCCUGGAUUUGCCCAUUCGAGUUUGCAUUCUUGACUUACAAGCAAGAUGCUCUUUUUGUCAUCGACAACAUUGUCAACGGUUUCUUUGCCAUUGACAUCUUCCUCACUUUCUUUGUUGCAUAUCUCGACAGCCAGUCUUAUCUUCUUGUUGACAAUCCCAAGCAAAUUGCAAUGAGGUACAUAUCAACCUGGUUUAUUUUCGAUGUGUGUUCCACUGCCCCAUUCCAGCCUAUUAUUAGCCUCUUUUUUACAAAUCAUGGCAGCAAACUUGGCUUUAAAGUACUGAACAUGCUCCGGCUGUGGCGCCUCAGACGAGUGAGCUCCCUGUUUGCAAGACUUGAGAAGGACAUUCGAUUCAAUUACUUCUGGACUCGGUGCACAAAGCUCAUUUCUGUGACCCUUUUCGCAGUACAUUGUGCUGGUUGCUUUUACUAUCUGAUAGCAGACAGAUACCCCGAUUCAAAACAAACAUGGAUCGGUGCAGUGUACCCAAAUUUCAAAGAGGAUAGUCUUUGGAACAGAUAUGUCACUGCAAUGUACUGGUCUAUCACAACACUCACAACCACUGGCUAUGGAGACUUGCAUGCUGAGAACCCAAGGGAGAUGCUGUUCGAUAUUUUCUACAUGCUGUUCAACUUGGGAUUGACAGCUUACCUCAUCGGAAACAUGACAAACCUUGUGGUUCAUUCGACCAGCAGAACCAGAAUCUUUAGGGACACGGUGCGAGCUGCUUCAGAAUUUGCAGCAAGAAAUGACUUGCCGCCAAGAAUACAGGACCAAAUGUUGUCACACAUAUGCCUCAAGUUCAGAACAGAAGGGUUGAAGCAGCAAGAGACCUUGAAUGUUCUCCCCAAAGCGCUUCGUUCAAGCAUUGCUCAGCAUCUCUUCUUCCCCAUUAUUCAAAAGGUCGAUAUCUUCCAAGGAGUUUCAUAUGACUUCCUUUUCCAAUUGGUAUCAGAAAUAGAUGCCGAGUACUUUCCACCCAAAGAAGAAGUCAUUCUGCAAAAUGAGGCCCCAACGGAUCUUUACAUACUGGUCUCAGGUGCAGUAGUUUUAAUAUCCAAUCUUGAUGGGCAAGAGCAAGUUGUAGGAAAGGCAAAUUCCGGGGAUACUUUGGGCGAAAUAGGAGUAUUAUGUCAGAGGCCACAGCCUUACACAGUUCGGACAACUGAACUUUCCCAAAUAUUACGACUCCGCAGAAAUUCACUGAUGACCACUAUACAAACAAAUAAGGAAGACGAGCAGAUUAUCAUGAACAACAUUUUUAUGAAACUGAAAGGGGAAGAUGGCUCAGGCUUUGAAUAUCCACAUACAAAUCCAGGCUUAAUGCUUGACAAUUGUCCUGGAGGAGGACAGAGAGGAGGAUGCAAAGAUAGCUCACAUGAAGAUGCAGCAAUGCAGGAAGCAAGGAACAAUUGCUUUACAGCUUCGCAGGCUAGGAAGAAGAGUGAAAUAGGGAAAGCUCAAAUGACAGGUGAGAAUGGCCAAACUGAAAUUCAAGCUGCUGUUUGCCAGGGCCAUCUGGAAAAGGUAAAAAUUGUGGUUGAAGGAGGAGCAGAUGUCAACAAACCGGAAGCUAGAGGAUGGAUGCCAAAAGGAGACAAGGACAUACAUGACCUCUUAUUAAGUUAUGAAAAUAGAAGAGAAAUGGAUGAACAUAGAAUAGAGUUCAUUGAGCCAGAAACAUCUGGAAGCACCAGCAAUUGUGAAGGAAAUUGUAAAACACAGGAAGACCACCAACGUAUUCAUUCUCACUUGAGAAAGGUAGCCAUGAAGUCAUAUCAGUGCCCGUCUAGCCCUGCAAGUGACAGAGAACAAAGGAUCAGAUCAUACAGCAAGAGAGUAACUAUCCACAUGCAUUCUAAAAGUGAAAAUGUGUCGGAAAGGCAUCUUGCAAAAUUAAUAAUUCUACCUGAUUCCAUAGACGAGCUGCUCAGAGUUGCCAGUGAUAAGUUUGGAGGCUACAGACCUACAAAAGUCGUGAAUGCAGAGAAUGCAGAAAUAGAAGACAUGAGCGUCGUUAGAGACGGUGAUCAUCUGUUUCUUCUUCAUAAUGAUUGUCAAAAUUUGUACUCUGAUGUGACCUAAUGUUGUUCGAAGAUGUGAAGGUAACUUGUAACAUUUAAUAAGAAUUAACAUAAGUUUUGAUGUGA
Molecule: messenger RNA, 2387 nt
Organism: Rosa chinensis
Lineage: Eukaryota; Viridiplantae; Streptophyta; Magnoliopsida; Rosales; Rosaceae
Product: potassium channel KAT3
Exons: 10
Coding region: 16-2322 (768 amino acids)
Biological process (GO): potassium ion transport; transmembrane transport
Cellular component (GO): membrane
Molecular function (GO): protein binding; voltage-gated potassium channel activity
Source: RefSeq, a predicted model, not a curated record